UAUAUCAGUGCAAUAAUCGAUCGUACCCUCUCAAAAGUCACGUGACGCCGAUCCCUCUCAAACUCUAGAGAGAGGGAGAGGGAGGUGAGAGGGCUUUCUCGCUCGAUCUCUUCACCAACAUCGCCGCCGUAUCUCUCUCUCUCUCUCUCUCUCUCUCAAGAAUAGGAGGCAAGGAUGGCUUCCAACGAAGCGGUGAAAGUAGCAUCUGGGAGCGGUGUUACUGAAGAUUCGGAGACUACAGUUGAGAUAAAAAUUAAAACUUUGGAUUCUCAGACAUACACUUUACGGGUGGAUAAAUGUGUUCCAGUCCCAGCAUUAAAGGAACAAAUAGCCAGUGUGACUGGGGUGUUGUCACAUCAACAACGUUUAAUCUGUCGUGGCAAAGUUCUGAAAGAUGAUCAGCUACUCUCUGCUUACCAUGUGGAAGACGGUCACACAUUGCAUCUGGUUGUUAGACAACCACACCAGUCUGCAACACCAUCAUCGAGUCGCAUGGAAUCUGAAGGUGGUCAUUCAGGCACUACUUCGGCUUCAGGUAGUGAAUAUAAUCACGGCAGUCAUGUGGCUCAUAGUUUUGUGUUUGAAUCUGUUAAUGUAGACCACGGGGAUGUUGACGCUUCGGUUAUUAGCCGGGUUAUAUCAAGCAUGUUCGGUUCUAUUGGAUCGACUAACAACGUAACAAGGAACACAGGAGGAAGUGAUAUUAGGGAAAUGAUUUUGGAAAGGCUUGGACGAGCAAAUAGUGACAGUGGCCUUUCAGAUUCAACCCAGUCUCAUUCCGAUCCUACUAAUUCACAAAGGGACAGACGGCAGACAGAUGCUAGAUUUUCAUCUACAGCUCCCUUAGGGACCCAAAACCCACCUGUGAUUCCCGAUUCUUUGAUCACUUUGUCCCAGUAUAUUGACCUUAUGAGGGAUGACUUCCGGAGGGAGGGGUUUGGUGCUAAUGAAGUCAAUGGCGUGCAUCUUAAUGAGGGACGCAGUGAUGAUUCUCAUUCUCCUGCUGCACAAGUUGGUUUACCAACCCCAGCAUCCUUAGCUGAAAUGCUAUGCUCUGCGAGGCAACUGCUUAUGAAUCAGACAGGAGACUGUAUUAUGCAGCUUGCUAGACAACUGGAGGACCACACAAGGGUAACUGAUCCUGUGACAAGGAUGAACAUGCAGUCCAGUGCAAUGAGAUCAGGACUACUUAUGCAAAAACUGGGUUCAAUGUUACUGGAGCUUGGUCGCACAACUAUGACAUUACGCAUGGGUCAAAACCCAGCUGAAGCCGUAGUUAAUGCUGGACCUGCAAACUUCAUUUCUGCAACGGGGCCAAAUCCUUUGAUGGUUCAGGCUGUUCCUUUUCAUCCGGGAUCCAGUGCAGGGGGAGCAAACAUGGGACCUGUAAAUCCGAAUCAUGGUCUAGAAGGUGAACCACCUGAGGCUCCAUUUGUUCCUAGAAAUAUUGAAAUACGAAUCCGUACAGUAGGCCGUGCAGUUCCUGUUGCCUCUACGAAUCCAAGCGAACUGUCAGCAGGUCAGCAACAGCAAGAACAAUCAGAUCCAGCAAGGAAUUCUUCUGCUUCAAAUGUUGUCAAUCAAGCAUUUUCAGCCGGAGAUUCUGGAGUUCGUGUAGUUCCACUGAGAACAGUGGUUGCAGUGCCUGCUGGAGUUAACCCUUCACCCUCUGAUUCUUCUGCUGUUGGGUCAGUUCGGUUGUUCUAUCCUCUUCUGGCAAGAGUUCGACAGUCAACUGCUGGCAAUGCAGGUGAAGUUGAUGGACAUACUCUUCAUCAACCCUCUGUUCAGAGAGAGAAUUUGGAAUCUAACGGUGGAGGUGCUGUAGGAGAUGAACCUUUUGUUUCUGGAUUGAGUUCUGGUGCAUAUCAAGUGUUUGGCUCAAGCCAGCAGGGUCCUCCAAAUAAUAACAGCGAUAGUGGAACACAAGCUAAUGAUAAUACACCAGGAGGUAUUGAGGCACAUGAUAAUGAACAAGGAGUAUUCCUCUCAAAUGUUCUUCAUCGCCUCAUGCCAUUGAUAUCUCGAGACAGGGAGAAUGAUGUUUCUUCAGAUAUUCCUAGCCCUUCAACUACAGAAAUAGAGAGGGAAAAUUUAAACGGUUCAAGCUCUCGUCAUCAAGGUGACCAUCCUGAGGUCCCAAGUCCAAAACGAACAAAGAGAGACGGUGAUUGAUUUGCGAUGUACCCAAUUGUUGGCGUCGAUGCUCAUUACUGUUACAGUUUUUUGAGUUUUUAUUUGUAGGGCUACAACAUUUUGGAGCUUGGGUUAAGAUGCAUUACAAAUAAUAGUGCUGCUUUUGUGAGCCCAAUAAAAUGAAUAUUCUUCUCUUCUUGCAUGCAUAUUUACUGUAUCCUUGGUACUUUUGUUGUCAAGAAUUGGGGACUGAUCCACAUAUGAAAGGUUUUGUGAAAUUGGUUAUAUAGAUUAUUGUAUUUGGCCAACGUUCAAUCCGAGCUGGGAAGAAUCUCAAGUGCUUGUUUUUUUAUGCACAUGUUCAUGUGUUGAGUUUGAGCGAACAAUUAUAUUCAUGUGUUGAGUUGAACAAACAUUUGUAUGAAGUGUGUAUUGUUUUUGUUAAGGUUUCGGAU
Asparagus officinalis (garden asparagus) is the source of this 2591-nucleotide messenger RNA. RefSeq lists its product as uncharacterized. Bases 175 to 2175 code for a protein of 666 amino acids. The transcript is spliced from 16 exons. The record is from RefSeq and is a predicted model, not a curated record. NCBI's taxonomy places the organism in Eukaryota, Viridiplantae, Streptophyta, Magnoliopsida, Asparagales, Asparagaceae. Gene Ontology annotation, molecular function: misfolded protein binding; polyubiquitin modification-dependent protein binding. Gene Ontology annotation, cellular component: BAT3 complex.